This is a messenger RNA of Marchantia polymorpha subsp. ruderalis, 2208 nucleotides long. NCBI's taxonomy places the organism in Eukaryota, Viridiplantae, Streptophyta, Marchantiopsida, Marchantiales, Marchantiaceae. The record is from the annotation of a GenBank genome assembly.
AACGCGUGGCGUUGGUUCGUGGGGCCGUCACUUUCCGGGCCUGGACCCGCGGAUUCUUUUCGCUGAACCCUGGACUCUGGGUAUAAGAGCUUUGCACCGAAACCACGAAUUUGUCCAAUUUUCUCAUGUGAGUAACGAGGUGGAUUGCGAGGAAAUUGUCACAAUCCUCGUAAUUCAUAUCGUGGGACUCGUACGAUAGCUUUCCGAGAGAACUCGUACGAGUCCCACCGGAAAGCUUCCGACUCUCCUAGCUUUUGGGUCGACGUGGCCACAUCCGACGGACACGAAAUAGAGGCUUCUCAGGAGGGUUCCACACAUCCGUCGAUCGAGGGAUCGCAGCCUGAGCAACGAAGCUUGGGCAGCGGUGACGUGUUUCUGCCGAUAAACGAUGGGACAGUCCGACAGCUUCCGAAUAGUGCAGGUGCGAAUGCGACCACCGUCGGAGGCUUCACUGAAUUGCAUCAAGCAGCAGCCAACGAGGAGAAAGAUAAAGUAGACGCGAUUCUCAAAGAAGGUAAUCUGAAGGUCGAAGUGGCCACAUCCGACGGCAUCACGGCCUUGCAUAUCGCCGCUUAUAAAGGCUAUGAAACCAUCGUCACAUCCUUGCUUCACUGGUAUAGAACUGAUGUUAAUGCUGAUGUUAAUGCCCGAGAUAACGUGCUGGGCAGAACAGCUUUGCACUAUGCAGUUGGAGGAGGGCACCAGAGGGUCGUCGAGGAACUGGUUGGAUUUCCCAAUAUCGACAAAUGCCCAGAAGACUCUGUUCAGAACCUCACUCCUUUGCUCAUGGAGGUAAUGAAGCCCAGGGACAAGUGCAGUUUGGACUUGGUCAAGACAUUAGUUGCUCAUCUGCCCUCUGAUCAAAUCAAACGCGCAGUUGGUCCUGCCCUGACAUUAAAUGCCAAACUGCCCUGGCUGCCAUUGUUCCCGAGCGACGAUGUUUUAAAAAAUAUCUCCAGCGUUCUUCCGAAUGAAGAGUCUGGGACUUCUAUCUUCUGGUACUUAUACCGAUUCUUCAAUCGGAAGAAGUAUCGCCUGGUACGUAAGUACGAGGCGAUAGAGGAAAAGAGAAGAAGAACCGAUGGAAGCUUAUCUAAUGGAAGCUUAUCUAAGCUUAUCCACUUUCUCUCAGAUAAGUGUAAUAUAAUGGGCACCGAGGACAAUCAGAGGUUGGAUGAAGAGUUAAUGAUACGAGAGAACAUUGAUCGCUACGAGAAGUACAAAUGCUCGAUGGCAGGGCACACGAUUUUUCACCUGGCUGCCACACAAGACAACGCAGAGGUCCUCUCGCACCUCCUCUCCAAUUGCCCGAGCGCAGAUGUGAACAUCCUCACAGCCGAUGGCAGCGGAAUGACCCCUCUGCACUGCGCCAUCAGAGCGGAAUCCAGGGAGACAUUCGACGUCCUGAUGUCCCACCGAGAAGUGGACGUGAACGCAGUCCUGAAAUCGACAGUGGACCUCGCGCGGCCGCCAUGGACGGAACUGAGAUUGCACACCUGGUGGACCCGGAAGAAAUCCGAACGGUUCCGAUUCUACGAGGCGACCUGCGUGUCCGACACCCCUCUCCACCUCGCAAUUCGCUGCUGCGGCUCCUUCACUCUGCGAAGAAUGGUCACGGAGUUCUGCAACCAUCCCCGGUACCAGCCCAGUAUCUACAACGAGUCCGGCGUCCUCCCGCUGGAUCUGGCCUGCCUACGAUCCUCGUGCAGCUUGCCAUUCGGGGACAGCUCGAUCCACUUGAACUUAGUCCUCGACAUGCUCGAGCGCCACCCGAUUAACCAGGCCUUCAUGAACGAAGUCAACAGCAUGAAGACGGGUGCCCAGAACUUCGUCAACGCCGUGCUGGUCGCGGCUGUGCUGCUUGGAGGGGUAACAUUCAGUGCUAUAAUCCAAGGGCCAAUCAAUGAGGUUGAUCGAAGUGUAGAGGUGGAAUAUUUGCUUUUCUUGUUGAGCAAUACGAUAUCCUUCUACUUCUCCAUGGUCACGAUCGUGAGCUGCCUGGUCACGUCCAAAACCCUGCAGCAGCACAGGCUUCUUCACCUCCCGGGCCGCUUCAUCGACGUUCCGUGGACAUCUGUCCCCGUCUUCCCCAACGAUAUUCGGGCCCUGCCUGUCCUUUCCCUCAUAUUUUCUAUCCAUUACGGAAUGAUAGCUUUCGUCAUGGCGAGCUGGAUAAACAUCUACAUUAGGUCUCGAGACAUUCAGACU